Molecule: messenger RNA, 1764 nt
Organism: Trichoderma virens Gv29-8
Lineage: Eukaryota; Fungi; Ascomycota; Sordariomycetes; Hypocreales; Hypocreaceae
Exons: 3
Coding region: 1-1764 (587 amino acids)
Biological process (GO): DNA-templated transcription; positive regulation of transcription from RNA polymerase II promoter by galactose
Cellular component (GO): nucleus
Molecular function (GO): DNA-binding transcription factor activity, RNA polymerase II-specific; zinc ion binding; RNA polymerase II cis-regulatory region sequence-specific DNA binding
Source: RefSeq, a predicted model, not a curated record
AUGGUCCAAUCUCAGUCAGAAAAACUUGAUUUGCUCCUCGAGAGGACCGGAGGCAACAGGGGUUUAUCAAAUAAGAGGCUCCUCAGAGAAGUUGAGGAGCAUAUACCUUUCAGCAUAACACAACACUCUGUGGCCAUAUCAUACAAGCAAUUGCUUCCAUUUUUCCGUGGUCCUACCGGAAUGACCUUCUAUGGGCCUGCAGUAGGCAUGAUUGGCAGUGGGAUCGGGAGCACAGAACAAGAGACAUACUCAACUCUGGAUGGCGAGAUUAUCAUUGAACGUGACUGCGAAAAUAAUCAAGACAUUUUAAAUAACCAGCCUUCGACGGCAACGACGGCAAACCCCCAGAACGACUCGCUCUUGAACUCCUUGGAGGAGAUGGAUGGAGAAAUGGCGGUCCAUCUAGUGCACCUUUAUGAUAGCUUAGUGGGCGUGACACAUCCUAUUUUAUCUAUUGGUACUUUGAUGCGACAUGUCAGAAGACUCUAUCCUACUCUAGCAGCAGAGUCGCAUUCGCUCGAUCAGGAUGCCUUGGUGGAUCAAAUGAGCCGCAGUGACCUCAAUGUCAUCAAGAUGGUGUUUGCUAUUGCUAUGGCUAUGGAGGGCAGUGAUCAUGAAGAUAUAGCCGAAAAACUAUAUGCGAGUAUACAACACGAUGUAGGCAAUACGAUCUGGGCUGCCACUGCAGAAAUCGGCGACCUGCAUGUCCUGAUAUUAGUCAGUAUAUAUCAUUCAGUCAAGAGCAAUCCGAGGCUCGCCUGGCGUAUUGCUGGCAACCUUACUCGUCUGAUCCUUGAAUUUGGACUUCAUAAAAGCAAAGUGAUGAUGAGCAUGUUUAAGGAACCGGGUCAAUAUAACACGGCAAUAAACAUGUUUUGGACGGCUUUUGUUCUUGAUUGCCAGCUCAGCUAUUCUUUUGGUCUACCAAGGCAUAUACAAGAUAAAGAUGUUGACAAUAGUAUCCCCUUACCGGGUAAUUCUCCUUAUUUAACAGCCAUGGCCGAUUAUUGUCGCCUGGGUUCCAGAAUAUGCGAAUCCAUUUCCAAUGUCUUUGGUGACUUGUCGCAUUAUGCUCAAGAAUGGCGAGAAUCAUUCGAAUUCUUUCAGUGCCAUCUCAACCAAUGGCAAGAGAGACAUGUUUCUGAAGUACUGGAGUCUAAUAUUGAAGAAGCCGAUGCUAAAAGGACCCGCCAUGUCCAUACACUGCUCUACUUGAGAGCUAAUCAGCUACGCCUCAUACUAAUUCGACCGGCACUUUACUCUCUCCGAUUGCAAGAAGCUGCUAACUUGGACUUGUGGGCGAUGGCUAUCAACAUCGCAUGCGACAGUAUUCAGAUCCUGCUAGACUUGUUUACUGGGACCGACAUAUACAAAUUGCAGCAAAUGCAAUACAACUAUUUCCUAACCACGGCGCUUGGGACAUUGUUAGGUGUACUGUCUCAAGAGCAAUCAUCGUCUCUCACGACGGGAAAAGUGGACAGUGAUAUCGUUACCAAGGCGCGUGAAUUUGUUGCAGUCGCAUUGAAUCUCCUUAAGUCAACCACUAUAUCCUCAAAGCCAUUGAAACUCCAAUAUGCAAAGGUCUUUUCUCUCUGCAAUCGACUUGGUCUCCUACCCAUGGCGCCUUCCGAUACUCCUAACCCGGUUUUAGACAACUUUGACAUCAGCUUAUUUCAGGAUGUAGAUGGCGAUGUCGACUUGUCUCAUUUUCUGUUACCAGAAUAUGAAUUAGGGCCCAUGUGGGCAGAUCCAGACACUGCCUAG